GGCGCGCCCGGCCAUGAAGCAGGAGGGCGCGUCCCGCCGCCGCGGCGACAAGGCCAAGGCCCCCCCCGACGGGCCGCCGCCCGCCCCCGACGUGGAGAUGCAGGAGGAGGCAGCGGCGGCCGAGGCGGCCGGGGAGCGGCAGCCGCAGCGAGAGCUGGACGCCGUCACGUUGGAGGAUAUCAAAGAGCACGUGAAGCAGCUGGAGAAGGCCGUGUCGGGGAAGGAGCCGCGCUACGUCCUGCGUGCCUUGCGGGCUCUGCCCUCCACCUCCCGCCGACUCAACUCCAACGUGCUUCACAAAGCCAUCAAUGGCUUCUUCACCUCCAACAGCGCCGUGCGGGACUUUCUCCUCGGCUUCCUGGAGGAGUCCAUGGACACGGAAGCCGAGCUGCAGUUUCGCCCGCGGACGGGGAAGGCGGCCUCAGCCCCUCUCCUGCCAGAAGUGGAGACCUACCUCCAACUCCUUCUCGUCAUCUACCUGAUGAACAGCAAGCGAUACCCGGAGGCUCAGAAAGUGUCCGACGACCUGAUGCAGAAGAUCAGUUCCCAAAACCGCCGGGCCCUUGACCUGGUGGUGGCAAAAUGUUAUUACUACCACUCCCGCAUCUACGAAUUCCUGAAUAAACUCGACGUGGUCAGGAGCUUCCUGCAUGCCCGGCUACGGACGGCCACGCUGCGCCACGAUGCGGACGGGCAGGCCACCCUCCUGAACCUGCUGCUGAGGAACUAUCUCCACUACAACCUCUACGACCAAGCAGAAAAACUCGUCUCCAAGUCCGUAUUUCCCGAGCAGGCCAACAACAACGAGUGGGCCCGGUACCUCUAUUACACAGGGCGCAUCAAGGCCAUCCAGCUGGAGUACUCGGAGGCGCGGAGGACCAUGACGAACGCCCUGCGGAAGGCACCGCAGCACACGGCCGUCGGCUUCAAGCAGACGGUGCACAAGCUGCUCAUCGUGGUGGAACUGCUGCUGGGGGAGAUCCCGGACAGGCUCCAGUUCAGACAGCCCAGCCUCAAGCGGUCGCUCAUGCCCUACUUCCUCCUGACUCAGGCCGUCAGGACCGGGAAC
This is a messenger RNA of Gymnogyps californianus (California condor), 1069 nucleotides long. It is a transcript of the gene PSMD3, whose product is annotated as proteasome 26S subunit, non-ATPase 3. Lineage: Eukaryota; Metazoa; Chordata; Aves; Accipitriformes; Cathartidae. Gene Ontology annotation, biological process: ubiquitin-dependent protein catabolic process. Gene Ontology annotation, cellular component: proteasome regulatory particle, lid subcomplex. The record is from RefSeq and is a predicted model, not a curated record. Gene Ontology annotation, molecular function: protein binding.